Paramuricea clavata is the source of this 598-nucleotide messenger RNA. NCBI's taxonomy places the organism in Eukaryota, Metazoa, Cnidaria, Anthozoa, Malacalcyonacea, Plexauridae. The record is from the annotation of a GenBank genome assembly.
AUGUCAUCGUCAACACCUGCACAAGUGCAUUCAAGAGCUGAAAGAACCGCAGUUUCAAGCUCUAAAACGACCUCCAUGAGUCCAGCUCCCAAAAUUAAAAUAUCAACAAUUCCUAAUCCUUCAUCAUCUCCAUUGAAGAUGCCUGUAUGUGACGACAAUUCGACCAACGAUGUAGUAAUUACUAAAGUCACAAAACUACCGACAAGUUCAUCAACUGAUAAAGAGCAAGAAGAUAUCACAAUAAAAGUAAUGGUCCCACCCGAUUACUAUGUACCGAUAGAUUCUCGAAGCGCCAAACCAGGAUUGUUCAAAACCAGGAUAGAUGGAAAUGCUGUACGUCCAAACAUGUAUGUAUCCCUAACUGAAGAGGAGAGAAAACGCGCACAAGAGACAGCAUUCGCAGGCGUACAGAUUAGCGUAAGUGAAAGAGUAAAAGAAUGGGAUCCGACAGACAUCAUUCGCCUACUUCCUGCAUCACACAAGCUUUCUGAUUCCCUGUUAUCUAACUUUUUGGUGAACAAGAUUUUCCUGAUGAUUGAAGAAGAAGCAGUUAAGCAGGGAAAACAAGUCCACACCUGCAACAUGGAAGUUCUCCAAC